This is a messenger RNA of Elephantulus edwardii (Cape elephant shrew), 2175 nucleotides long. RefSeq names its product cAMP-specific 3',5'-cyclic phosphodiesterase 4B-like. Gene Ontology annotation, cellular component: cytosol; perinuclear region of cytoplasm; nucleus. Gene Ontology annotation, biological process: signal transduction. Lineage: Eukaryota; Metazoa; Chordata; Mammalia; Macroscelidea; Macroscelididae. The record is from RefSeq and is a predicted model, not a curated record. Gene Ontology annotation, molecular function: transmembrane transporter binding; 3',5'-cyclic-AMP phosphodiesterase activity. The transcript is spliced from 15 exons. Bases 10 to 2175 code for a protein of 721 amino acids.
ACACAAGACAUGACAGCAAAAGAUUCUUCCAAGGGACUUAUUGCUUCUGAAUCUGAGGUUUGCAUAAAGACUUUCAAGGAGCAAAUGCACUUGGAACUGGAGCUUCCAAGACUACCGGGAAAUAGACCUACAUCUCCUAAAAUUUCUCCACGCAGUUCACCCAGGAACUCACCAUGCUUUUUCAGAAAGUUACUGGUGAAUAAAAGCAUUCGGCAGCGUCGCCGCUUCACUGUGGCUCAUACGUGCUUUGAUGUGGAAAAUGGCCCUUCCCCAGGUCGGAGCCCCCUGGAUCCCCAGGCCAGCUCAUCCUCUGGAUUGGUGCUUCAUGCCACCUUUCCCGGCCACAGCCAGCGCAGAGAGUCCUUCCUCUACAGGUCAGACAGCGACUAUGACUUGUCACCGAAGGCAAUGUCAAGAAACUCCUCACUUCCAAGCGAGCAACACGGCGAUGACCUGAUUGUAACACCAUUUGCCCAGGUCCUUGCCAGCUUGAGAAGUGUGAGAAACAACUUCACAAUCCUGACCAACCUUCAUGGGACAGCCAACAAGAGAUCCCCUGCUGCCAGUCAGCCUCCAGCCUCCAGAGUCAACCUACAAGAAGAAUCUUAUCAAAAAUUAGCAAUGGAAACGCUGGAGGAACUAGACUGGUGUCUAGACCAGCUUGAGACCAUACAGACCUACCGCUCUGUCAGCGAGAUGGCCUCGAACAAGUUUAAAAGAAUGCUGAACCGGGAACUGACACACCUGUCAGAGAUGAGCCGAUCAGGGAACCAGGUGUCAGAAUACAUUUCCAAUACUUUCUUAGACAAGCAGAAUGAUGUGGAGAUUCCAUCUCCAACCCAAAAAGAUAGGGAGAAAAAGAAAAAACAGCAGCUCAUGACACAGAUCAGUGGAGUGAAAAAACUGAUGCACAGCUCAAGCUUAAACAACACAAGCAUCUCACGCUUUGGAGUCAACACAGAGAAUGAAGAUCAUCUGGCCAAGGAGCUGGAGGACUUGAAUAAAUGGGGCCUUAACAUCUUCAAUGUGGCUGGAUAUUCACACAACAGGCCCCUAACAUGCAUCAUGUAUGCCAUAUUCCAGGAAAGAGACCUCCUAAAGACAUUCAAAAUCUCAUCUGACACAUUUGUGACCUACAUGAUGACUUUAGAAGACCAUUACCAUUCUGAUGUGGCGUAUCAUAACAGCCUACAUGCUGCUGAUGUAGCCCAGUCGACUCAUGUUCUUCUCUCUACGCCAGCAUUAGAUGCUGUCUUCACAGAUUUGGAAAUCCUGGCAGCCAUUUUUGCAGCUGCGAUCCAUGAUGUUGAUCAUCCUGGUGUCUCCAAUCAGUUUCUCAUCAACACAAGUGAGNNGCUUGCCUUGAUGUAUAAUGAUGAAUCUGUCUUGGAAAACCAUCACCUUGCCGUUGGCUUCAAAUUGCUACAAGAAGAGCACUGUGACAUCUUCCAGAAUCUCAGCAAAAAGCAGCGUCAGACACUUAGGAAAAUGGUCAUUGACAUGGUCUUAGCAACUGAUAUGUCCAAGCAUAUGAGCCUGUUGGCUGACCUGAAGACAAUGGUGGAAACAAAGAAAGUUACAAGUUCAGGCGUCCUUCUCCUGGAUAACUAUACUGACCGCAUACAGGUCCUUCGCAACAUGGUACACUGUGCAGACCUGAGCAAUCCCACCAAGUCAUUGGAAUUGUAUCGGCAGUGGACAGACCGCAUUAUGGAGGAAUUUUUCCAGCAGGGAGACAAAGAGCGGGAGAGGGGGAUGGAGAUUAGCCCCAUGUGUGACAAACACACAGCUUCUGUGGAAAAAUCACAGGUUGGUUUCAUUGACUACAUUGUCCAUCCACUGUGGGAGACCUGGGCAGAUCUGGUACAGCCUGAUGCCCAGGACAUUCUGGAUACCUUAGAAGAUAACAGGAACUGGUAUCAGAGCAUGAUCCCCCAGAGUCCCUCCCCUCCACUAGAUGAGAGGAACAGAGACUGCCAGGGUCUGAUGGAGAAGUUUCAGUUUGAACUGACCCUUGAAGAAGAGGAUUCAGAAGGACAGGAGAAGGAGGGUGAGGGCCACAACUAUUUCAGUAGCACAAAGACACUUUGUGUGAUUGAUCCAGAAAACAGGGAUUCGCUGGAAGAGACCGAGGUGGAGAUUGGAACAGAAGACAAGUCUCCGACUGACACAUAA